This is a messenger RNA of Cotesia glomerata, 2247 nucleotides long. RefSeq lists its product as uncharacterized. Lineage: Eukaryota; Metazoa; Arthropoda; Insecta; Hymenoptera; Braconidae. Bases 221 to 1765 code for a protein of 514 amino acids. The transcript has a single exon. The record is from RefSeq and is a predicted model, not a curated record.
UAGUCAUACGCUCAGACCCUCGGUAGUAGUAGGAGGUAACGUAAGCACGUUGUUAACAUUACAGUUACGGCACCUAAAAGGAACUUACUGUAAUGUUGCUCGAUAGAUAGUAUUGGUCUCGACACUCUUUCGUGUUUAAAAUUUUUCCAUUUCAAAUUACCUUUUUUUUUUUUUUUUUUUUUUUUUAGUAUAAGUUAUUUAAAGUGAUUUAAAGGGGAAAAUGGCGCACGGUGUAGUGAAAAGUGAACCAAUUCAAAAUUCUCAACCAGAAAAGGUGCUCCAAAAAAAGACAGUAGUAACCGGGAGCAGAAGAAUAUUUCCCGCAUCAUUUAAAAUAAAAGUUUUAGACUCAUAUCGAAAUGACAAAGAUUGUUUGGGAAAUCAGCGUGCGACAGCUCGAAAAUACGGAAUUCAUCGACGGCAAAUCCAAAAAUGGUUACAGUGCGAGCAAGAUUUACGCAACAGUUGUGCUAACUCUAAUUCUAAUUCUAAUUCUAAUAACACAAGUGGAAGUAAGCCUGGAAUUGAUCUAACGGUAAGAAUACAAGAAAUUCCGCGACUUCCUUUAGUUAACGAGGACCCAAAGUAUUGUAAUUGGAAUUACGAAAACUAUCGAAGUGAACCGAGUGUUUAUAGUGGCUACUCGGCUGAUAAUGAAAGAGUUAGUCCAGAUUCUACUAGCACAAUUGGAUCUGAAAGAGAGGAUUUUUCUAGUGAGUGCAAAAAAAGUGCAGAUAGUAAAUUUGGAUCUAUUAGAAUUCUUAUUGGGUCAGAUGAUAGGAAUUCAUCCAAACCUACGGAUUGUUUAAUUAGAAAUAAUAAUGGGUCAGAUUUAGUAAAACCCUAUGAAAAUUAUACUGGGUCUAAAGAUUUUUCCAGGAAUUUAAUGAAAUCUAAUGAAAGUUCCAAUGAAUCUAUAAUUGAAUGUAAUUCUAGAAUAUUAACAAAACCUAACGAAAGUUUGAUUGAUAACAGAGUACCCAGUAAUGGAAUGUCUAACCAAGAAUAUCCAAUAAUUCCAGAAAAUAUAAUUGGUACUACUAUAACUAAUAAAAUUGGAUUAAUAAAUAAUGGAAUGACUCAAAAUUAUUGCAGAUAUCCAACAAGCACUCGAGAUUCCAAUUACAAUAUAAGACCGGACGCUGGAAGUCCGAUAGUCUCAAAUUCAAUAAAAAAAAUAAUGGGAUUAGAUUCGAAUCUAAACAGAGAAUUAGAAUUGGAUUCGUAUUCAGACUCUGGUUCGCAUAGCCAAUCAGACAGCGAAGACCAAUUGGACUCUUCAGUGGAACUUCGCAGGCACGAUAUCACUCGAAGAAGAUCCUUUCCUUUGGGAUUCAAGCUCCAGGUAUUGGACAAUUUUCACCAGAACGACGAAAAUCAAAGAGCAACUGCAAGACGGUUUAGGAUUAAUAGACGACAGGUCCAAAAGUGGCUGGCUCAGGAAAAAGAGCUGAGAGAAGAGGUGGCACUACGUCGUGGAGAAGCAAGACAGAGAUUGACUUCUGCGGAACCGAGUCCUGGACCGGUUGAUCUUAGGACUUACGGGUUCGCGUAUCAAGACCGGCCGCUUUGUCUGGUGAUGCCGAAGAACAACCCGAAGCCUAAAAAGGACUACAUUACCUUCAAGCCUUAUCUGGACAAUCCCGUUGUCAAGCCCGAUGAGCAACGGAAUGAAAAUACCUGCUACUGCCUUCAAGUUCCUGCAUGGGGAUUCUACCAGGACGGUCCAAGUGCCUUCGUUAGGUACCCUGUGCCCUAUUUGUGAGUUUUAAGGAAGUUUUUUUUUGUCCCGUAGGUUUUUUUGAGGGGAAAGUGGGGUAGUUGAGUCAGAAAUUGCAAGAGCUUUCCAAUGAGUACCCACAUGAUAUAUUUUGGUCAUAUGUGGCGCGUAUGUGAUCAUAUGUGACGCGUAUGAGUCAUGUGUGACGCGUAUGAAUCAUAUGUCGUCAUAUGUGAUCAUAUGUGAUCAAAAGGGGUCAUGUGGGUACUCGUUGGAAAGCUCUCGAAAUUUCUGAGCCAACUAGACACUUUUUAAAGCCAUAAAAUAAUUACAAGCCGGAAAAUAAUUACAAAAUUUAAUUUUCUUUGCUCUUUAAAAUUAACUUCUGUAAGUAUUUUCUCAAAUUCUGCUUCCAUUAAUGUAAAUGUUGUAAAUGUUCUGUUAAUUUAUAUUAUAACUUUAAUGUGCCUUUUAUCGGUAAUUACACUAAUUGACAAACAAUGCCUCAGGACACUAAGUAGAUAAAA